AUUAGCUAGAUCCCAGACUGUAGAUGUCUUUUGUUCCAACUCCCUGAGUAGUUCUAUUCCUCUCUAGGUAAUACAGGUUGGUAGCUCCUGGAUAAGAUGUUUGCUGCUGCUUUUUUCCUCUUAUUUUUGAUGACUUAUCAGCCAGGGGUAACCAUACAGGAGAAGGUGAACUGGAGAGUCAGUCGGGCUGUUGAGAGUUUCACCCCCACAGCUGUUUCCUGCCGGUUGGACAGCUGGGCAGAGUGGACAGACUGCUUUCCAUGCCAGGACAAGAAGUACAGAUACCGGAGCCUCUUGCAGCCAAACAAGUUUGGGGGAACCAUCUGCAGUGGGAAUGUCUGGGACCAAGCCAGCUGUCACAGUCCCACAGCUUGUCUGAGUCAAGCACAGUGUGGACAGGAUUUCCAGUGUAAGGAGACAGGUCGCUGCCUGAAACGCCACCUGGUGUGUAAUGGAGACAAGGACUGCCUGGAUGGCUCUGACGAGGAUGACUGUGAAGAUGUCAGGAUCUCGGAAAAUGACUGCAGCCAGUAUGACCCAAUUCCAGGAUCAGAGAGGGCGGCCUUGGGGUAUAAUAUCCUGACCCGGGAAGAAACUCAGAAUGUGUAUGAUGCCAGGUACUACGGGGGCCAGUGUGAGACUGUAUACAAUGGGGAAUGGAGGGAGCUUCGGUAUGACCCCACCUGUGAGCGUCUCUACUAUGGAGAUGAUGAGAAGUACUUCCGGAAACCCUAUAAUUUCCUGAAAUAUCACUUUGAAGCCCUGGCAGAUACUAAAAUCUCUUCAGAGAUAUAUAAUGAUGCAAAUGAUCUUCUUACUAAAGUAAAAAAUGACAAUUUUGCAUCAUUUGGACUGACCAUUGGUGUGGGCCUUACAGGCAGCCCAGUCAUGGUGACUGCAGGUGUAUCCGCGUCACGAAAUGCUUCCUUCUUAGAAGAGUUAAGCAAGUAUAAUGAGAAGAAAUACACCUUUAUGAGAAUUUUCACAAAGGUGCGGACUGCUCAUUUUAAGAUGAAGAGGGAAAACAUCAUGCUGGAUGAAAGUAUGCUGCAGUCACUAAUGGAGCUUCCAGAGCGAUACCAUUAUGGCAUGUAUGCCAAGUUCAUCAAUGACUAUGGCACCCAUUACAUAACGUCUGGAUCGAUGGGUGGUGUUUAUGAGUAUAUCCUGGUGCUUAACAGAGAAAAAAUGGCAACACCUGGUGUUACCCGCAGUGAAAUCGAGAGAUGCUUUGGAGUCUCUUUGGGCAUUGAGUAUGAGCAUACAAAGCAGGCACAAAUUGGAGGACGUUUAUCAGUAGCACCCUGUGAAAAAUCUGGAGAUGGCAAACUAACUGACAACAAGACGGCCAUGGGGGUGGAAGAACUCAUUUCUCUGGUGCGCGGUGGCAGCUCUGGCUGGGGAGGUGGCUUGAUGCAAGAGAGCAGCAUCAUUACGUACCGUUCCUGGGGAAGGUCAUUAAAGUAUAAUCCUGCUGUUAUUGAUUUUGAGAUGAGGCCGAUCCACGAGAUCCUGCGGCACACGAACCUGGGGUCCCUGGAGACGAAGCGCCAGAACCUGCGGCGGGCCCUGGACCAGUACCUGAUGGAGUUCAACGCCUGCCGCUGUGGGCCCUGCUUCAACAACGGGGAGCCCAUCCUCGAGGGGACCAGCUGCAAGUGUCAGUGCCCUGUGGGUCGCCAGGGCCUUGCCUGUGAGCAAGUGCAGUCAGAGGGAGCCAAGACGGAUGGUCGUUGGAGCUGCUGGAGCUCCUGGUCGGCUUGCAGAUCGGGCACCCAGGAAAGGAGGAGAGAGUGUAACAAUCCUGAGCCCCAGAACGGAGGUGCCUCGUGUCCAGGCCACAGGGUGCAGACCCAGGCGUGCUGAGUGCCUCUGGGCACAGGCUGGAGUGGGGACAGGGGAUGAAACUGCUUGCGCUGACCAAUGGAUACAGACCUCACUCAGCUGACAGAAGAUACCCAUCAGCAUGGACUUUUUCUUUGUCCUGGACCAGACUGUGCCGUCAACAACCAACUGUUCUAUCACCCACAUAACUCAGUCAAAACUGGGUGUUAAGAGUUAAUUAGAGGGUUAGCUGCUCAUGGCACUUUGGAUCAUCCAAAAAGAGAAGAAAAGGAACUAUCUCCAUCCAUGUCUUAGAGGAACUUUUAGGAUGGUGGAGGGACAAGGCAGGCAGAUACUUUUGAAACCAUCAAUUACCAAUAAAACAAAGUACCAUGAGAAUGA
This is a messenger RNA of Cervus elaphus (red deer), 2226 nucleotides long. RefSeq names its product complement C8 alpha chain (gene C8A). NCBI's taxonomy places the organism in Eukaryota, Metazoa, Chordata, Mammalia, Artiodactyla, Cervidae. Gene Ontology annotation, biological process: immune response. The coding region runs from base 97 to 1866 and encodes 589 amino acids. The record is from RefSeq and is a predicted model, not a curated record. Gene Ontology annotation, molecular function: protein binding. Gene Ontology annotation, cellular component: membrane attack complex. The transcript is spliced from 11 exons.